UUUCAAGGUCGCCUGUUUCCACUAUCGUACAAGGCUCUGAGGUACAAGGAUGUGAAGGAAUUAGUAAUAGUUGGAUUUCGUCCGUUUAACAAUGUACUGGAUUGUAUUCUCUGGUUUCCACUUUACUACGAAAUCAAGACCGUUUUCGUCCUCUACUUGGUCCUGCCAUUCACUCAAGGGUCUAGCAUUAUAUACAGGAAGAUAGUCCAUCCUCAACUUAGCAACAAGGAAAAGGUUUUAUUAUAUUGA
This is a messenger RNA of Mesocestoides corti, 249 nucleotides long. NCBI's taxonomy places the organism in Eukaryota, Metazoa, Platyhelminthes, Cestoda, Cyclophyllidea, Mesocestoididae. The record is from the annotation of a GenBank genome assembly.